This is a messenger RNA of Capsella rubella, 791 nucleotides long. RefSeq lists its product as uncharacterized. NCBI's taxonomy places the organism in Eukaryota, Viridiplantae, Streptophyta, Magnoliopsida, Brassicales, Brassicaceae. The transcript has 2 exons. The coding region runs from base 127 to 570 and encodes 147 amino acids. The record is from RefSeq and is a predicted model, not a curated record.
UACCCUCUCUCUCUCUCUCUCUCUUUGCCUUACAUUAUUGUCAUAUCCACUUGUUGCAAAAUUCCACAAUCACAAAAGAAUCAUUCGAUUCUCUCCUCUGCCAUCUUCAAUUCACCAAAAAAAAACAUGGAAGCUCUAAUUCACCACUUCACUCUCCUCUCCGAUCAAGCCCUUGUCGACAAAACAUUCGACCCUUCAAGAAUCGAAGACCUCAUGCGUCUCUUCGAAGUCGAUUCUUACAAAGCUUGGGCAGCUUUGGAAUCCGAGCAAGAACAAGAACUCCAAGAAGCUGAAGAAUCUUUAUAUGAAGCUGAACUCGAACUCGAUCGGGAUAUGGAGUGGGGAAUGGAGGAGUAUAGGAGAACGUUGGAGGAGAUGGAGAGGAUGGAGGCAGCUGAGCUUAAAGAGCUUGAGGAGAAAGCUGAGACUGCUAGGAGAAGUGGGAAUUUAUUGGAGAAAGCGGCUACUAUAGCGGCCAAACGGCAUAUUGCGGCGGCCAUGGGAUCAGCCGCCGCGUCCAUGAGGUCUGCUUGGAAGACUGCUGCCGGGAAUAAGGUUCAUCCAUCCUAAUGAUGAAUAUGAGAAGAUGACACGACGUCACAUGACGAUGAUAAAAUCAAGAAGGCAUUGGUCCCUAUGUUUAUUAGGAUUUAUUAGGUGGAGAACAUUCUCAUAAAUAAAUUUAUGCUUUGAUAACUCUUAAAUAUAAUAAUUAUGAAUUUUAGAUAGUUUAUGAACUUGUAAUUUGUAAACAAUAUAUAUUUAUUUAGAUCGUUCUAUAUCAUUUUAUA